This is a messenger RNA of Heterobilharzia americana, 1211 nucleotides long. The record is from the annotation of a GenBank genome assembly. NCBI's taxonomy places the organism in Eukaryota, Metazoa, Platyhelminthes, Trematoda, Strigeidida, Schistosomatidae.
UUAUUUAGUUCACAACCCACUUAUAUGCGAUUGUCAGAUAGCUGCUUGGUUACCAGCUUUUCUAACUGAAAAAGAAGCUGGUGGUACACAGUGGGCUAGAUGUGCAGAACCAUUAAAUGUUCAAGGUAGUCAUGUACGCGAAUUACUACCGCAUAUAUUACAAUGUCCAAGUAUCAUUACCUAUAAAAAUGAGAAUGAAACUUGUGAAUUUGUAAACCACCAAUGUCCUGAAGGAUGUAAAUGUAUGGAUAUCACAGUCAAGCCUAGAAUGCACGCAAAUUCAGAGUCUGUAUUCAGACCAGAUGAAUUUGGUCUUAUUUCAGGUGGUUUUAGCGUCGAUUGUUCAAGUUUGGAAUUAAUGGAUAUACCUGACAAUCUACCAUUGAACACAAAGGAACUAAAUUUGAGAAAUAACCUGAUUAAAUCGAUCACAAUUGACUCAGGUUUAUUCAAGCUGAAAAACCUUCAAACGCUGUAAGUCAUUCUCAAAACUACAGAACAUGUAUGUAUACGUACGUAAUCUCAGUUGGUCUGUCAUUUAUUUCGCAUUCUACGCGUAUCUAUGCAUCAUAUUUCGCAAUAUAAAUGGUGUCUUCACCAUGAACUUCGGCAAUACUGAACAAAGUCUUAGAGUAUGUGUGAUAUGGUGUUCAAUAGCAUCACAUUAGUAAUAGAUUACGAUAUGACGAUGGCAAUUAGAAUUGACUUCAUUGUACAUUCAUUUUAAUGACUGUGGAGAUUAAAAAACGAAUUUCAGGAAACAUUUAUAUACGUUGUUCACCUCCUUUUAGAGUACAUAUUUAAUUUCAUGGGGGAAAGAGAACUGAUUAUUUUAUCUGUUGGAUAACAUGCUACUUUUUUUCUACCAAUCUGACAUUUCAGCAAGUGGGAUUGCAGUUAGUAUAGGGGGUAUUUUUUUGCAUACCACUAUUAUUUAUAUCGAAAAUACCACAGAUUCUUUUAAGAGAAGUAUUCGCUCAAAAUAUGCUGUUAGUUUACCGUGAAAUCCCACAGGUUAACCAGCUGAGUUUCAUUCCACAUCGCUGUUUAUCAUAACUGUUCUUAUAUCGUGUAACUUUUAAAUCUUCAAAUAGUUGCUUUUAUCUACACAAGGACUCUUCUUAACGUUUACAAUUAUCAGGAUCGUUUGUACACACAACUUAUUCUAAUGCUACAGAAUAGGGUGAAGCUGGACUCUAUUUUGGUUGAUU